This is a messenger RNA of Symsagittifera roscoffensis, 2528 nucleotides long. Its product is annotated as galanin receptor 2a-like. Gene Ontology annotation, biological process: G protein-coupled receptor signaling pathway. The record is from RefSeq and is a predicted model, not a curated record. Gene Ontology annotation, molecular function: G protein-coupled receptor activity. Gene Ontology annotation, cellular component: plasma membrane. Lineage: Eukaryota; Metazoa; Xenacoelomorpha; Acoela; Convolutidae.
AUUUUUUAUUGGCUUUUGAGUUACGUUCAGGCAGUCAAAAAGCGAUUGGCUGAAAAAAAUACGGUAAAAAUAUGGCAGAAAAUAAGUCUAUCUCCUAUCGAUCUACUCAAAUCUACGGUAAAAGAAUCUUGGCAAAAAAAUAUUUAUCUGGUAAAAAAAAACAAUCUGUUUUCUGAAAUUUGUUUUUCUUGCCCUCGCUAAUGUUCAUCAUUUUGAUUUGGAAAACAGCGGUUGUAACUUUUAAUUAAUUUGCUUUCAUCUUUUUUGAGCUUAAUGCUUUUUGCCCGAAUUCAAGGGUGAUCCAAAAAGAAGAUUCCCAGUUGCUACUAUAAAUUUCCUCCGUUCCAAUUUGAGCCUAAUUCGAUUCAAUUUCUUAUUUUCCCCAAAAAAACUCUCUUGACAAUCAUUCAUUUCAAUCAUCCAAUCGUAUUUUGUUACUAUAUUUUGGUCUUUAAUCAAUUAUACAAAGUGGGACAGUUAAUUACAAAACGAAUCAUUUUUUAAAAAAAUAUAUGAUACUCAAAUACUAAAAUUUUAAAAGCGUUCAGUUGCCAAAAGUCAAUUAUCCGAAACCAAUGAUUUUCCAUUCGAUUUUCACCCAUUUUUGCUUGGAUUCGUUGUGUCCGUAAUUACAAAAUAAGUGAGUUUUUCUUUCAAAUUCAAUGAGCAAAAACAGAACAAGCGUUUGAAAUAAAGAAAAGAUUUGAACCAGCUGCUCAUCGCAAACUACCAAAAGUGUUGCCUACAAAAUUUAUUUACGAUUUUCGAAAAAAAAAUUCAUUUAGAUAUUGGUUUACAAGUUAUUCACAGCAAAAAAGUUAAUUCAAGUCGCUUUAAAAACGGAAAAACGAAACGCUGGAAAACAAAACUGCAAUAGGAACUUUCAUGAAAGAAGAAUGUAAGGAACAAAAGUGAAAGGAAGAUGAACGUGACUGAAAUAGGAAACAUGUCAGCUGCAAUUGACCCCUGUGUUCCCACUGAGUUCGCUCUGGGGGUGGAGAAGGCGAGCGGCGUUCUGAUCCCGCUCAUAUUCGGAACAAUCUGCAUCCUGGGAGUGAUCGGAAACUCACUCGUGCUAGUAGUAGUUUGGAAGGGCACGAGCAAUGCCCCCCUCGUUGUUAAUCCCUCAAUUGGAGGAACAGGAAUGGGAGGGGGAGGCGGAGGCGGAGGCGGAGGCGGAGGCGGAGGCGGAGGAGGAGGCGGAGGAGGAGCCAACACCCGGCAGCAUCAGCAGCAGCCAAGACCGGUCCAUAGACCGAGGCAGUUCGGGAGGACAAAGCGGAACACGACUGAUGUGUUCAUGGGCAAUCUGGCCGUAGCCGAUUGUAUGGUUUGCGCCCUGGUCAUUCCUCCGACCAUAAUCGACCAGGCGUUCAAAACCAGCUGGUUGUUUGGACUCUUCUACUGCAAACUGCAGAAGUACAUGGCACAGAUCUCAGUGUACAUUUCCAUCUACACUCUGGUGUUCAUGUCCUUGGACAGGUACCUGGCAGUGGUGCACCCCUUCUCCUCCAGGGGGGUGAGGAGUGCGAAGAAUGCCAGUCUGGUGGUGGGGGCACUCUGGGGGGUGGUGUGUGUGGCCGCCAGUCCCAUCCUCAUCAUUUCCAAGUUGCAGCCACUUAUAAGUUUCUACCUGCAAGACACGAAGCACUGGAAAUUAUGUCACGCGGGUGUGUACAUGUUCGGGAGUAUGGCCCACGUGAUGCUGUACUUCAACUCCUGCUGCAACCCCCUCGUCUACUGCUUCUCCUCAGACAGAUUCAGACUGUCGCUCCUCCAGACACUCCCCUUCAAGUUCAUCACCAUGCAAAAUAACAACCCCGCCCAGAAUGAAGAUGCGACCCAGACACAAGCGUCAGCGGGAGCCAUACAACUGAAUAAGAAAAGCUCCGGCGGGUCCCUGGUGUCAUACAAGAAACGACAGUCGAACGCAACUUUAGCCACUGCCGCCAAAAACCCCCCACCCGAAACACGUGAACACACAAUGAAUAACCAACAGAGUGAGGGGGAGAAAACGAAAAAAGGAAAAAGAGUGUCGAUCGAUGUUAGUCCUUCUGCAAAAAACAAAGACGAUAAAGCGGAAGUUGAAAUUGAAAACGAUUCACAGGGUUUGAACGCUAAGGGUAAAAACUCUCCAUCUAGAAUCAGAAACAAUUUUGAAGUAUCGGCUGUUUAAUAAAAAGUUGAAAUUGCAAACUUUUGAUCAAAACAAUGUAUUGUUGGUGUUUUUUCGUUAUUUGAUGUGUGCUUUUUGAUAUAUAUUUAAAGUAAACUUUGGAAAUUAUGAUAAUAAUUGAUGUUGCUCUCUUAGUAUUAUAUGGAGCUAUAAAUGUGGAUAAAUAUUACUUUUGUGAAGAUGUGUUUUCCCUGGUGCUUAAUACUUAAAUUCAAUUCCCUUCCAGCCAUGCUGGUCAAUUUUCUUGAUUUCGAGUCAAAAACUUUUUGAUUUUGAAAAAAUAUUUAAUUGUUAUUUUUUAUAUGAAAAGAUAAACCAAGUUUCCUUGGCUACUGACGAAUUAUAAAUAAUA